Molecule: messenger RNA, 3169 nt
Organism: Argiope bruennichi
Lineage: Eukaryota; Metazoa; Arthropoda; Arachnida; Araneae; Araneidae
Product: TD and POZ domain-containing protein 3-like
Exons: 2
Coding region: 308-1840 (510 amino acids)
Biological process (GO): proteasome-mediated ubiquitin-dependent protein catabolic process; regulation of proteolysis
Cellular component (GO): nucleus; cytoplasm
Molecular function (GO): ubiquitin protein ligase binding
Source: RefSeq, a predicted model, not a curated record
CUUGCCGUGUCUGAAGAGAGACGCAUUAUAGAAAAUUACAACUACAGUUGGCACAAAAAUGAAAAAAAAAAAAGAUUUUAUCAGUCUCGAGUUUUGUUUUAUGUUCAACCACGAGCGGGGAUUUUCCCUCUGAUAAUUUCUUUUAACAUUUUUUUUAUUGAUAUCAAAGAGCUAAAUUGUUUCCGGCUCGGCGACGGACUUCAUUUGGAAUCAAAGCAGAAUCGUGAAAGGCGCCCGAGAAGGUUUGUUCCUUUCUUUGUUUUUUCUUUCGACUUUAUUAGCUUCGGCGUGCCUAAAUAAAGUCGACAUGAACGACACAAAAAAACAAUGCAUAUUCACGUGGCUCAUAGAAAAUUACAGCCACUGUUGGCACAAAAAUGGAGAGGCAUUGGUUAGUCCCGAGUUUACUGCCGAAUGGUUGGAGGGCUCCAUUUGGACUAUACAAUUGUAUCCAAGAGGAAAUAAAGAUAAGGACCAAGGUAUUAUUUCUAUUUUUCUAAAUAGGAAAGAAGAUGAUAACGGCCCGAAAGACUUUUCACUGAAUUUUGAACUGUUAAUUGUUGCAGCAGAUGAUUCAUUUGUAUCUUUGAAAGGAAAUAAUCGUACAUUCAAGAGGGGAAAUGGAUUUGGAAAUGCACAUAUCAUACAGAGGGAUGAAGUGCUUCUACUUAGAAACCCUGAAUAUUUACCUAAUGACACUCUAACUGUGAGAUGUAAGAUUUGGAAGGAAGAAGUGAAAAUUAAUGAGAAAGUUACACUGAUAUCCGCGAGAACUAGAAUCGGCAUCGAACACGUUUCAUUUCUUCAUGUAGUUGGAGGCUUCAGUGCGCUCACCCCCAAUCAGAGGAGGACUGUCCAGAUUAGAUCCCCUACGAAAGAGAAUUGUGCCAUUUCAAGUAGUGUGCAUUUUAUUGAUGAUUCAUGUGGCGAAGGGAAAAUAAUAGUGGCAAUUAAUUCAUCUGGUACAGUUCAAAUCCUUUCAAAAUGCAAAGUUUCUUUGCUAGACGUAUUUGGAAAAUAUAUUCAAGGCUUUGCCGUCGAUCAUCAAUUUUAUAAUAAGAGAAGGGACAUUAAAAAUAUGCCUCUGUCUCUUACGAGAAAAGCAAUUUUACACAGAAAAAUUGAAUAUUUGCCAAAUGAUACACUGUCUUUAUUAUGCGAGUGCGUGUUUUCUUGUGGGACUGAAUAUAAGAACAUUGAAAGAAGUUCAUAUGAAAUACCUUCGAUGACCUUAAACCAGAUCAAUGCAAAUUAUCAGCAUAAUGAGAGAGGAAACAUUUCAGAUACAUUAUCCGUAUUUUCAAGCGCUCUGGAUGACUUUCAAACAUUUUAUAACUCUCAACUGCUUACGGACGUGGUGCUCAAAACAAAAACAAAGUCAUUCCCUGCCCACAAGCUUGUGCUCUGUGCUAGAUCCCCCGUUUUCAAAGCUAUACUAACCAAUGACAUGAAAGAGAAAACCACCAACUGCAUCGAAGUAGAUGAUUUAGAAAACGAUACUGUUGAUCAACUUUUGAUGUUUUUGUAUUCCGAUCAAAUUAAAAACCUUCAGUGGGAAUCUGUCACUAAACUCUACUAUGCAGCAGAUAAAUAUGAAGUUGAAAAAUUAAAAAUAAUCUGCGCUGUCUUAUUAGAAGAAAAACUCAGCAUACACACCGCUAGUGCACUUCUACUUUUAGCAGAUGCGCAUAAUGAUGCUGAUCUGAAAAAAGCUGUGGAAGAUUUCAUCUUGGAUCACGACGAGCUAGUAUUCGGUUCAGAAGAAUGGGAAGAUUUAAUGAAAACAAAUCCUUUGUUAGUUAGCGAGACAAUGCGUCUUAAGUAUAAAAGACAAAUAUAGAUCCUGGAUUAGCCAAAAUUGUGAUCCACCACUGAAAUGAAAUAAGGGAGAGAAAUGUUCAAGGAGAUUAGUGAUAAAACUGCUAUAAGAAAUCAAAUUCCAAAAAAUUUUUGAAUAAAGUUUUACUAUUAAUAUCUAUUUGUUAUUAGCAUUUGCAAACAUAUUAUGUAUGAAUUAAAAAUAUGGAUAUUGUUAUUCGUGUUUUUUCCAAUUGCAUUUGAUGAAAAAAUUUUGCUUUCAAGUAGAUAAAUAUUUAAAAACUUUUAAAUGCCUCUUCUUUCCUUUACAUUUAUAUCAUUACGUUAAGUGUGACAUAUUAAACUUUAAUUAUUAAAAUACUUUAGAACAUUCCAUAAAUAUUUAGUUAGAAACAAGAGAUUUUAAAUUUUUACUAUGCAGACAGUACAUUUCCUUCGUUAUUUACUUUUUUUCAUUGUUAAUUUAAGAUAUUUUGAUAAAGUAUUUAUCUGUAAUUUUUUUAACAAUCUAUAGGUACGUUUCUUAUCAGAAACCAAAUUUUUAAGAAGUAAUAGCUCAUCUUUAUCAGGUAAUUGCAAUUUAUAAAACGGUUUUAAUUCUUAUUAAUAAAUAAUUGUGGAAAUAAAACAAUAUUCGUUAUUUGAUGCUUAUAAAAAUAUCUAUAAAUUUUAAUUCUGAAAAUUUUUAAGUGAUAAAAGGAUAUAAUGUGUUUUUAUCAUUAUUUGUAAAUGUUUUUAAAAUCAACCAUGGUGUGUAAAUAUAUUAACACUUUCGACCUAACUUUUGUAUAAUUAAAAUUUUGAAUCCCAUGUAGAAAUGGCUCUUUUUACGAUAACCUAUGUUAACGUAGGAUUUACUUACCCUAAAAGGAAUUGCGUCUAAUCUCUAGGGACCGAAUCUGAUUAGUACUGAAAGGGUUAAUAAUCCGCAAUAUCUUUUUUCUCCAAAUUUGAUAUUUAAAUAUUAUGAAAGAGAUUGAAAAAUUCCAUUAUAUCAUCUUUCCCAGUUCGUGGUUACAUUUUGAUGUAGUUAAUAUAUCAUAAUAUGCAUAUUGUCUAACAUUUUUAUUUUAUUUUAGUUGUUUCAUACCUGUAACGGUGGAUGUUGGUAAUCGAUUUUUCUUUGAUUUCCUUUUUGUGAGACGUUUGAAAUUUUAUACUCUUGUGUAUUCUGGAUGACAAUACACUAUUCUAAUAUUUUCAAAACUCAUUUAUCAGUUCUGAAUUAUAACAAUAUGUAUUAUUUACCUUAUGUACCCUUUUUGUGGAAGAUAACUGUGAUCCUUUUGUGAAUUUCGCACGUUUAUACUUUUAAUUAUUGUUUAUAUUAUGCAUUGUUUUGUUUCUAGCA